AUGGAGUUCACAACAGUACGGACAGGGGUCGCGGACACUUACUCCUAUCAGACCACUCGAAAUCAUUCAUCAGAUGACUGUUCACUUGAAAGUCCUCUGAUGACAAUAGUGUCUCCCAUUCUCUACAGCAUUCUCUUUAUCCUCAGCCUGUCUCUGAACGGCCUGGCAUCAUGGGUCUUCCUCAGGAUCCCCAGCAAAUCUAAUUUUAUAAUCUACUUAAAGAACAUUGUUGUGGCCGAUAUUAUCAUGACUCUCACUUUCCCUUUUAAGAUCCUCAGCGACUCGAACGUAGCAUCCGUAGGGACGCGUGUCUUUGUCUGUCGUGUGUCAUCCGUGCUGUUCUACCUCACUAUGUAUAUCAGCAUUGUGUUUAUUGGCCUGAUAAGCAUUGAUCGCUGUAGAAAGACCAUGUGGCCUUCUGCCGUCACCAGCCAGAGACGCCUGCUGCACAGAAAGCUCCUCUCAUGCUUCAUAUGGGCCUCGCUCGUGGCUCUUUGCCUACCAAACAUUAUUUUGACUAGUCGUACGGACACUUCGGGUCGCUUUAACUGCACUGGCCUGAAGACACAGAUGGGACUAGUAUGGCAUGAGGUGGUCAUACUUAUUUGCCAGGUGAUCUUCUGGGGAAACCUGAUAGUUGUGAUAAUAUGUUAUGUUCUCAUCUCAAAAGAGCUCUACAAGUCUUACAAUCGAACAAGAUCUCAACAUGCAGUGAGCCAGGGACAGCAGAAGAAAUCCAGUAUACAGGCUAACAUCUUCCUUGUAUUGGCUGUCUUCAUUGUUUGCUUUGUACCUUACCAUUUUGCCAGAGUGCCGUACACCAACAGCCAGACAAGAGGACAGAUGUUUAGCUGCCAGGAGAAGUUGUUAUUGUUCCUGUGGAAGGAGAGCACGCUGUGGUUUUCCUCUCUUAAUGCUGUGCUGGAUCCACUCAUCUACUUUUUCCUUUGCAAGUCUUUCAGGAAAUCUCUGUUUAACACUCUCAGUAUCUCUCCUGGAUGCUGCAGAGAUGUCAGGACAGACACUGGUAAUAUACAGAGAGAAACUUCAGAAAAGCAGAACGAUCUCUUAUAA
Paramisgurnus dabryanus is the source of this 1074-nucleotide messenger RNA. Its product is annotated as P2Y purinoceptor 12-like. Gene Ontology annotation, biological process: G protein-coupled receptor signaling pathway. The record is from RefSeq and is a predicted model, not a curated record. Gene Ontology annotation, cellular component: membrane. Lineage: Eukaryota; Metazoa; Chordata; Actinopteri; Cypriniformes; Cobitidae. Gene Ontology annotation, molecular function: G protein-coupled purinergic nucleotide receptor activity.